AUGAAUACAAUCCACAGGUCGUCACACCCAAAUAAGCGUUACGGCAGGUACUGAAUGGAAGACAAAUAUCCCUGGAAACAGUAGUGUACGUUAUGUCUCCCAUAUGGCAUCAAGGCUAUUAUUACCCUUGACAAACCCCAUUCAGCUCACCAGGACAAACUGGUUAGUAUAUACGGAUUCUAUUAUUUUUCAUUCAUAUGAUAUUAGUGGCAUCAUUGACACUCUAAGUGUGCAACCAUACAGCAUAUUUGGCGGUCAGCAAAUAAUUUUUUGUUCAGCAUCAUGGAAAAAUCCUCCAGAAAGGAUGUUUCCAUUUCAAAAAAUGUCGUUAUGAUAAAAAACAGAACAAAUAUACUAGCCUUAAAAUUUUCAAAAUGUUUGUUUGAUAGCUUCUUGUUUUAAAUUAUUUUCCCCCUCUCUCCUUUGGCGUCAGAAAUAUUGGUGAAUCAGAGCACAGCAUGUAGAUAACGAUUUGAAGGAAUGCCUAAAUUUAUGAUGAAUAAAAUUUUCGUAAAUAAACAAAGCUAUUUAAUCUAUAUUGGAUUACAGUGUUUUCAAAAUUGAAAUUCAAAAUUCAUCAUUUUAGGGAAAAAUCAGUGCACCUCCUUGGUUCAAAAUAAUAAACAAAUGAGUCAUAUUCCCGCUGAAGACUAUCCCUAUCAAGUCUGACGAAAAGCUUACCACCAGCACCUAAUCCAGGUUUUUGCUGCAUAAGCCCCUGCGUAUAUGGAUCAAUGGGCGAUGAUCUUUGUGCUACACCCAAAUUCACUUCGCUCUUAAUGUCCUACAAUUAGCACAAAAAAUGAGGAACCGCCAAAUCUACAACAUGAAUUAUAAACAACCACUAGACAGGUGUAAAGUAAAAAUAAAUAGUUCAAGUAGUUACAGUUGUUUGUUGAGUCCUUGCCUGAAUUUGCUGUAGUGCUCCAGAGACACCACCUGGGUUACCAGGGACUAAUGGCCUGCUUUGGCAGAAAAGACAUAGAUAACAAAAAAAAAUCCAGUAGAAAGUCAUAAAACUUGAGAACUAGUGUCCCAUGAAAUUAGGUAAAAGUUGUUACCCUGGAUGGUUAGUUGCUGACUUUAGAAGUGCCAUCCUGUUAGCAUCAAAUUGUUGAGAAGACUCGGAUUCAAGAGAGUGUGGAAUCUUCAUACGUUCUUCGUAGAGUUUGGCAGCAUAAACACUAGCAGUUGACGGUCCCAGUAUACCAUCUGAGUUAAUAGCAUUCAUAGAACCGCCCAAUGAUGGAUGAUUCGUAUCCCUUCGCAGUUGUGCUUGCCGUUGCUGUAUGAGCUGCAGUUGCUGCAUCUGUAGCUGUUGCUGA
This is a messenger RNA of Spirodela intermedia, 1325 nucleotides long. The record is from the annotation of a GenBank genome assembly. Lineage: Eukaryota; Viridiplantae; Streptophyta; Magnoliopsida; Alismatales; Araceae.